Messenger RNA from Papaver somniferum (opium poppy), 1695 nucleotides. Its product is annotated as protein DETOXIFICATION 27-like. Gene Ontology annotation, molecular function: antiporter activity; xenobiotic transmembrane transporter activity. Gene Ontology annotation, cellular component: membrane. Lineage: Eukaryota; Viridiplantae; Streptophyta; Magnoliopsida; Ranunculales; Papaveraceae. The record is from RefSeq and is a predicted model, not a curated record. Bases 88 to 1575 code for a protein of 495 amino acids. The transcript has 7 exons. Gene Ontology annotation, biological process: xenobiotic detoxification by transmembrane export across the plasma membrane.
UAUAAGUCUAUGUAUAACAUAUUCUUUUUCAUGAAAUAGAUCAGAGUAGCAAAAUUGGUGAAAAACUGAAUUACUAGAUCAAAUAUAAUGAAAGACAGCAAGAGUGGGGAUGGAGUAAGAGAGGACCCGGUGAACAUUCCGUUAUUAGAAGAAUAUUUAUCGCCGGCGACUACACUGCAACUGAAUCAUCAUAAUGAAAUACGAGAUGACUUACUGAGCAGAGUUUGGGUCGAAUCAAAGAAGUUUUGGAAAAUUGCUGGUCCAAGUAUCGUCAUUCGUAUAGCUUCUUAUUCUAUAUUGGUUAUCACCCAAGCUUUUGCUGGUCAUUUGGGUGACCUUGAGCUUGCAGCAGUUUCCGUUUCCAUUACGGUUGUUAUUGGUUUCACUUUCGGCUUAUUGUUGGGAAUGGCAAGUGCACUAGAGACAUUAUGCGGUCAAGCUUACGGAGCUAAAAAAUAUCGUAUGUUAGGAAUUUACUUGCAGCGUUCAUGGGUUGUUUUGACUCUCUGUGCAAUUUUGCUUCUACCGGUUUACAUAUUCACUGCACCAAUCCUUAAGCUCUUGGGACAACCCGAUGAUCUAGCUGAGCUAACAGGACUAUUUACAAACUGGUUGACUCCGCUUCCUUUUGCCUUAGCUUUACAAAUGCCAUCACAAAGAUUUCUUCAGUGUCAGCGUAAGACAUCGAUAGUUGCUUGGGUAUGCUUGGGCGCCCUACUGUUUCAUAUUUUACUUAUCUGGUCAGUCGUUUACAAACUUGGUUUUGGUGUUAUUGGAGCUGCUGCCAUAUUGAAUGUCUCAUGGUGGAUUAUAGUUUUGGGAUCGUUUUCUUACAUUGCGUGUGGUGGUUGCCCUGAAACUUGGACUGGUUUUUCUAUGGAAGCAUUUUCUGGCCUUUGGGAGUUUUUCAAACUCUCAAUGGCUUCUGGCGUCAUGUUAUGUUUGGAGAAUUGGUACUACAUGAUACUGGUUUUGAUGACUGGAAACUUGAGCAACGCUAAGGUUGCGGUUUCUGCUCUUACAAUCUGUAUGAGCAUAAAUGGAUGGGAGGUGAUGAUUCCACUAGCUUUCUUCGCUGCAACUGGAGUAAGAGUUGCAAACGAGCUUGGAGCGGGGAAUGGAAAAGCUGCAAAAUUUGCUACCAAAGUUUCAGUCGUUACAUCUUUGAUAAUAGGGAUAUUUUUUUGUGCAUUAAUAAUGAUAUUUCAUGAAAAAUUAGCAAUCAUAUUCACCUCGAGUGUCGUCAUCCUCCAAGCAGUAGAUAACCUUGCAUUCCUCUUGGCUUGCACCGUUCUCCUCAACAGCAUUCAACCUGUUCUAUCUGGGGUUGCUGUUGGCUCAGGAUGGCAAGCCUCGGUCGCUUUCAUUAACAUCGGCUGCUACUAUAUUAUCGGAAUUCCACUUGGAGUUGCCCUUGGAUGGGUUUUCCAUCUUGGCGUUAGAGGUAUAUGGAGUGGGAUGAUAGGUGGUACCGCUAUUCAAACGCUAAUAUUGAUCAUAAUCACCAUCAGAUGUGAUUGGGAUAUGCAUGCUCAAAUUGCAAGCUCGCGGAUGAAUAUGUUGUCAAAUUCAUGAGGCACGCCAUAUAAGCAGCAGUGUUGCUAAUUCAGUGUUGAAAGCAUUGUCGCUUGACGGUAGGCCAUUGUGCCCGGAUUUAAGGUCCUUGUAAUUCCAAUUUUUAUUAUGCUUAUCAAU